CUGGAACCUCUUUUGCCAUAUUGCUACAGCAGAGAUUAUGAAACAAAGUCCUCACUUUCCUGAUGGAGUCUCAUGAUCUCCAAGGACAGUUUUCUGUGCUGUGUUCGCCUCAGAUUGUUGUCUUCAUUCUCUCACUCCUGCUGCAUUUCUGCUGAAGCAACGCCUUGUUACCUUGCUUCCAUCUGUUCAGUUCCUUCCCCCGAGGGGUUUCUUGUGGUGGAUGACAGUAAAUUUCUUUGCCUUUAGCUCCUAAUGCUCCGGUUCCUUAUCAGGAUGUAGAAUCCUUUGGGGAAAUUUAUGCUCUAGCCUCGGACAGUUCACAGAGAGCCCUGGGCUGUUGUGGGUGUCGGUGGGGCUGUGCUCUUCGAAGGAGGGAGUCUCUCUUCCAAACCCCAUUUUGAGCUGUGGUUUUGGUUUCCAUAGUGACACUUCCUGUGGUAGAGAAAAGAGGUAGUGAGUGCAGCACUGUGAGCGUGGCAGGCAGCUGCACUCCUUCUUUCUCUGCCUGCCGGGGAUGCUCAGAAGGCCGGUGCUGCGGCCUCAGGGAGGGGCUUCUCCUAGGCUGAUGGUCCUGGCUUAGACGGACUACCUGUGACAGCAGCACGAGGCAUGCUGGGAAAACCCAAAUACCUGGGCGUCCAAAAUGGCCGAAUGGUGAGUGAGUACACUUCAGUUGCUCCUGAGGGAUGAUGGCAAGGCCAGAGGCUUGCAGCUCACAAACCUGCAAGGAAAUGUGGUUUCUGUUUUAUUUUUUUCUGUCCCCAGCAAAGGAUGCUUCAGGGAAGCAGCCUUUUAAGGAUCUGGGUUGUGUGUUUAUGCAUUUUGGGGUUGUUAUUUGUCCAGGAAGAUCAGCAUUCAUUGUUUUUCUCCUUGCAGGGCCUCUCUGGGCCAGCUGGGGUGCCUUUACUUUUCAUGGAUCUCUGACAUCCAGGAAGAUAAGUGGGAGGCUGUGACACUGAUAUUGAGGAGAGGAUGGAAUUUGACUAUUAGAGAAAGGCUAAUCCAAACUUCAUUUCCUUUGAGCCUGGUGACAAGGAGCCUGUUUGCCCCACCUCGUUCUUUGUAACUUGUGGGAGAGUACAUGGAAAGCACUCUCUGCGUGGCUGGUCUGUGUCAAGGGUCUGUGACUCUUGCCUUGCUAACCCCUCGCCCUCCACACCCGGCCAGAUUGGGGUUUUUUUUGUCUCACACUGAGCUCGAGGGUUUCUGUGGCCUGUGAAAUCACAGUACUUUUCAGAGGCUGCAGCCUGCACUGAGAGAUGAUCUGCCGCGGUGAGCCCAGAAGACCGAGGGCUGGCGUGAGAGUCUCUGAGAUCAUGUUGCACAACUCAGCAUGACUGGCAGCCACAAAAGGCAAGGAAGGGCUGUAAUCAGAUUAGAUGGGCUGACAAAACUGGAUGCCGGAGACUCAUGUCGUGAGCAAGGCAACAAAAAAAAAGCAAAAAAGAAAAGAAAAGAAAAAAGUAAGGAGUUGCAGGUUAGAUAAGCUGGUGGUGCUGAAACCUGGCAGCUAUUUGUUUAGGGAAUAGCAGGGUUUGGUAGGAAUGUUAGAUGGGAGAUAAUUGCUAGCCAGCCACAGAAACCCAGUUGGUUGCCUGGAAAGUGGCUUUAGCCUUUGUUUGCCCUGGAUGGGGGAUCCUAUGUGGAAUUUCUGUGUGGGAUCAGCUUGUAGGAGCCUUUGGAGAGAAGUCCAUGGUGUGGUUCAUGGAAAGAUUCCCUUUGACUAUGGUGACAACAUAGAGUCUUAUCCUAUUGUGCAGAGUUGGGGAAUCUGUGGCCUGUCAAACACUGUUAGACUUCAACACCCAUCAGCCUCAGCCAGUAUAACAAAUUGUCAGGGAUGAUGGGAGCUGUAGUCCAACAGAGGUUCCCCAUCCUUUCUAUAAUGUGGAUUCAAAUAGAAAUAUCAGAUACUGACCCCAGAGAUGGUACCCACAUUACUGUUUACUGUGGCCCACCACUGGUGCUUGAAGCUGCGUAUACAAGGCAUUUGUCACAAUCCACAUCUAUAUCCUGUCACUUUUUCUUGAGAAAUACUGCUCCUUGGUGCAUUUCCCUUCAAACCAGUGCCAUCCAAUUGGAAAACAUAAGCUACAUUCAUUUCACGGUUAAGCUGAGGUGUGUACAGCUGUUGCACAUGUGCAGAUGACAGCUUCAUGAGUUCAGGGUGGUGGUGGUUUGCAGGCAUGGGGAAACCAAACAGGCAAUGGCUAUCAAGUGAAGACAUCCCUGCCCCUUCACGGCUGUGUACAGCAGAAUCCAGUAUGGGGGUGUGUGUGUGCUAAUGCGUGCAUAAUCUAUGUGUCCUGGAAGUUUCCCACUGCCAUGUAAUAUUAAGCUGAAUUCAACCCUGUUUCUGUAGAAACUGUUGUGGGUUUUCAAGAAGGAAUGGCUGCUCACGUUCUCAUAUGGGGAGUUGUUUUGUCUCGCCUGACAUCUGUCAGGCGUAUCCCAUCAGCAUCCUGCUUCCAUUAGUCCUUUUCAGAUUUGUGUGAUCUGAAAGACCUAGACUGAGGUUCCAGUAUGAGGAACCUUGUAUGUGCCACACAGCAAUGGCGUAGGCAAAGGACACCACCAACAUCUGUAUGCGGUUGGCUCGACUAGACUGUGGCACUGUGGCAAGGCUGGUCUCUGUGCCACAUCCGGAUGGUCCUUGGGAUGGGAGUCUCGAGUUGAGGGAUGGGGAACCUUUGUCAGCCUGAGAGCCACAUUUCCUUCAGUGGCAGGUGGUGCCAGAGGCAAAGGCAGGCAGAGCAAUGAUUGGCUAGUGUUUACAUAUACCGUACUCAGACAAGCCAAAGAGGUGUUAUCAGAGUUCUUCAAAGGACACAUUCUGGUCAGGCAAAAAUAGGGAGGGUGCAAAGCAGGGCAGGUGAGGGGUGAGGCUCAAGAGGGUAUUGUGACAGCAGAAAGAAUUAGAGGCCAAAUAGAAAGGCCUGAAGGGCCACACUUGACCCACUCCACCCCUGCUCUAGGUCUUGUGUGUGGCCCUUUGGUGCCAUUAUACAAGUAAUGUUACACUUUGAACACCAUUUCUGAUUGAACCAGGAAUGUCCUACUUUUCCAUUCUCUUCCCCUCCAUGUCUCAGAGAGCAAUUAAAGUGGUGUGUGUAUAUGUGUGUGUGUGCAAAAACGGAGUGCUGCUUAUACUGAAAAUAAAUUACCUGCAUCAAAUGAAGGAAAUGGUGGAGCGCAUACAAAGCCCCUUCCUAUAAUUCUGAAGGAAAAGGUCACCAGUCCGUUUUAAAUCGUUUAAUUAAAAUGCUUCAGCAGCCAGCCUUUUUUUAGAAAACACAUGGGGCGUUUAUUCCUUUAUUGUAAAUGGAGCCUUACACUGCAAGCCUUUACAUGUCUACUCAGAAGUAAGUCCCACUGUAUUCAAAGGAGCUUACUCCCAGGUAAAUGGGUAACGACUGGGCAACCCUAAGCAUUUUUAAUCAGAAUUAAAUCCCACUGAGUUCAAUAGGAUUUACUCUCUGGUAUGUUCCUGAUCAUUCUCACAGUUUUUCCUCCUCCUCCUCCUCCUCCUCUUCUUCUUCUUCUUUCCCACCUUUUCCCUGACAGGGACUCAAAGCAGUGUACUGCUGAAAUGUUAUUUCAGUUCCAUUUAUCAGUUGAAGGUGUACACAGUCCCCUCCCUCACAUAUUUUUUUUCUUUACAACAAUCCUGUGAGGUAAGUUAGGCUGAGAGGUUGCAAUUGGCUCAAGGUGACAGAUGUAUAUGUGUAUAAGACGUCUAUGUGUGCUGGAGAUCAAACGCGGGAGAAGCUUCCUGAUGUAGAAUAGAAUGUCCCUAUUUUCAUCUGAGGAAAUGUUGGACGGUAUGGAAUAGUAUUGGCCCUGGGCCAUUCCUCCUGGGGUGCAUCUGGGAAUAAGGUGGGCCUACAGCUUACUUGGGACGCGGGUGGCGCUGUGGGUAAAACCUCAGUGCCUAGGACUUGCCGAUCGUAUGGUCGGCGGUUCGAAUCCCCGCAGCGGGGUGAGCUCCCGUCUUUCGGUCCCAGCUCCUGCCCACCUAGCAGUUCGAAAGCAAGUCAAAGUGCAAGUAGAUAAAUAGGUACCGCUUUAUAGCGGGAAGGUAAACAGUGUUUCCGUGUGCUGCGCUGGUGCUGGCUCGCCAGAGCAGCUUCGUCACACUGGCCACGUGACCCGGAAGUGUCUUCGGACGGCGCCGGCUCCCAGCCUCUUGAGCGAGAUGAGCGCGCAACCCUAGAGUCGGACACGACUGGCCCGUACGGGCAGGGGUACCUUUACCUUACAGCUUACUUUAUCCCAAAGGCAGCUGGGUCCAGGGGUGGUAGUGGUAGGCUCCUGCUCUCGUGUAGGUCAGCACCUCCUUCCCACCUAUCUUACAUUGCUUACAGCGAGUUCUGACCACGACAGAGUUUCACAACAGCACAGGAGAUUGGAUGCGGCACAGUUUGGCACUUGUCCUGAGGUUGGAAGCUUUCUGGUAGCAGACGGCUGUCUUGCAUCUGCUGUGUGCAGCAGAAUGUCCUGGAAGGCUGUCUGAUGCUGGAGCAGAGGCUGCCUCCGUCCCCAGCGGUACUGGCCCUGCUGCAUUCUGCAUUCCCUAAGAACUCUUUUGACCACUCUCAUCCUUCUCUUGCAGGGCCUGGCUGUGUCAGAUGGGGGUAAGUAGGCCGUCUGUCUUUGGGAAGGGUGCUGGGCAUGUGGGAAGGUUAAAGACCUGACCAUGACAGCAGGGCUCACUGGCUAGUAGGGGUGGAGCAGUGCAAAGGUUGGUAAACUCUACAAGCAACAGGAAGACCUGCUCACACUCACUCACAUUGGCGUUCUGAAUUACAUAAAACAGCUCCAGGCAACUAGAUGGUGAAACAAACGUUGCCCAAAAUAUCUCUCAGGAUAUUCUGCCAGGAAACAGACUGGCCACUUCCAGCUCUAACAUUUAUCAGCUGGUAUACAGAGGCCAGAGAUUUGUUGCUGGGCCAACCCCUUCAUUAUGUGGAGUUAGGUGUCUACCUCAGAAGGAUGCUGGGGGUAGAGGAAGAGAUGAGGAAGUAUUGGAUGACAGGACUGCUUAUGCCACACAGCAUGGCCUGCACCUCCUACACUAGCCUGCUGUCCUCAGGCGCAGUGGAGGAUGCCAUCUUGUUGAAAUAAUAUUCAGUUGCCACUCCAGUUGGUUUCUGUAUGUCUGGAGUAGCAAACCUUUGGCCCUCCAGAUGCUGCCAAACUACAAGUCCCAUCAGCCCCAGCAAUCAUGACCAGUUGCCUGGGAUGAUGGAAGUUGUAGUUCAGCCACAUCUGGAGAGCCAAAGGUUGUCAUCUAGACCUCUCCCUCAGGUAGCCAAGUUGGGCAGACCCCCAACUCAGUGUCACUCUAGGGCUUGGGAAGGACCUGAAAUCUCUCUCUGUUCACAGAGUUAAACAGCUCGGGGGCUCGGGGCAGUAAUAACAGUGUGGACAGUCUGCCAAGCACCCAGAACGCUUCUCCUUCUUCGGGGCAAUGUGUAGCACGGUGGGCAGAAUCCUUUGAGACACUACUGCAGGACCGACUUGGUGUGGCCUACUUUACUGUGAGUAAGACACAGCACUUCUGUUUAUCAUGAUCUCCCUCCAACCCAGGGCAGGACAUGGUCAGUCCAUGGGGCUUAUUUGGCCUCAGGGGUGUAGCUAGCUGGGGGCACCGCAGUGAUCCACCCAGGAGGGUGCCGCGGCAAGCUGCCCACGGAGUCCACCUGGCGGACGCAAGCCCCAUGCUGCCGUUUGGGGCGGCGCAGGGCCCUGAGCCACCACGUCACUCCCAGGAGAGACACAUGGCUCAGGCGCGCUGCAGGCCAGGCCCCGCGGUAUGUGCUGCCCCCCGCGGUGCGCCAUUUUGUCACCCCCUCAGGGAUGACGCCCGGGGCACACUGCACCCCCCGCACCCUCCUUCCUACGUCCCUUUCUGGCCUGCUAAGCCUUCUCUAGUGGCCUGCCAGCCUCUGGCCCAAUUUUCUGGUGGCUGCCACUGGGGCAAAAGCAUGCAGAAUCAAGCAAGGGUGGUGCAUUUCCCCUCCCCACCAUGGUGUGGUGCUAUGUGGAGAGGGGGAAGCCUCUCCACCCAGCCCAGUGCCACAAAGGGGACAAAAUGGCUCCUUCUCUGCUAAUUAGAUUGACCACCUGAAGAGUAGAGAGAGUGGCGGGGGGGGGGUAUUUUCAUACUCAUUGCAGAGCGGGGGCAGGGUGGGGAGGCUCCCCCCAGUCCAGCUCCACAAUGGAGAAGGAAAUGGCUCACCCUUCCGUGAGAAGCAGAGGUACGCCCCCAGCCUCCCCGUGUAUGUGUGAGCCUGCAAUAGUAUGUGCCUGUCGUAGAGUAUACAUAAUGUUUUGCUUUGUGUUGCUUUGCAUUUGUUGUACCUGGCUGAAUGGUGCCUAGAUGAACUCUUUGAUCUACACAGGACACUAAAUUGUGAGAGUCCUGGGACAGAGGGAGGGUCAUCUUCAUCUCUACCCCCACCUCUUUUUAGGAGUUCCUGAAGAAGGAGUUUAGUGCUGAGAAUGUAUAUUUCUGGCAAGCCUGUGAACGGUUUCAGCAGAUCCCAGCUGGCAGCACCCAACAGGUAAGAGCACCACCAAGGCCAGACAACGCAGAUGAAACCCAAAACCAGCACAAAGCAGACUCUUUCUCUGCCUGGGGGGCUGAAAGGGAGCAGAUAUAAGCAAGUGUAGCUCAGUUUGUUCCUAAUUUGCCCUGAGUGGGAUAUUCAUAUUUAUUUUUUAACCACAAGGUUUAGAAACUGCAGUUUAUAAAAUGAAGACUUUUGUUUUGAGGAAGCUCAGUUCUGCACAAGAUGCAGGCAGCACAUUUAUCAUUGCUCAGAAAACACAUUGCCUGAUUUGGAAGAGGGGAUAUGCUAAGAAAUGUCAGGAUGACUCCUUGCCUCUCAGUUACACUACAUGAACUGUGCUUAAAAAUAAAACACUAAAGAAAUUCUGUACCCGAGGAAGCAAAAUUCUUGGCUGAAAAAAGCUGGAUUCAGCUACCUAGACACAUUGUGGAAAUUGGCUUUUUUGUAUACUUCCCUGCUUUCGUCACUAGUCAUAGGGAAGGGCAAGGAGCUAUGCAGCACAUUAAAAUACUUCCUUUUGAUGGCUCGGAAACAUUUUGAGUCUCCCUCUGGCUUUGGAGAUUUUACCAGGCAUGGGAAGGAAGGAAGGAAGGAAGGAUUCGCAUAAUGUUGAAUUUUGCAACCAAAUGAAUAGCAAUUUCAUACUUUUCUAGUAUUUGCAUACAAGCAUUGGUUGCAUGCAACCCUAUGACUAGAGGAACCCUGACGCUCUUCUCCUAUAGCCUACACUAAAGGAGACAAGAAGAGUGGCACAGAGAGCAGCUGUUACCUGUGGUAACGUCAUAACUCGUCUCAUCCCACAUUGCUUUCUCCAUAGCUGGCCCAGGAGGCGAGGAGGAUCUAUGAUGAGUUCCUGUCAAGACAUUCAGUCAGCCCGGUCAAUAUUGACAGGCAGGCCUGGAUUGGUGAGGAGAUGCUGGCCACCCCCACCCCUGACAUGUUUCACGUCCAACAACUCCAGGUGAGAACAGUCCGCCUUAGCUAGUCUAUGAGAUGUGGGCUUGUGUGGGAAUCUAGGAACACCACCUGCUGCUUCUCCAAUCAGUAAUGCGAAGCAUCGUUGCUGAAGUCUUCUGAGGUAACAGAAGGGAUGCAGCUCAGUAGCAGAAAAGCUGCUUUGCGUGUGGAAGGUCUCAGGCCCAAUCCUUGGCAUCUCCAGGUGCACCUGAAACCCUGGAGAGUUGCUGCCAGUCAGUGUUGACAAUACUGAGCUAGAUGAACCAGUGGUCUGACUCAGUAUAAGGCAGCUUCCUAUGUCCCUCUGAGGCGAUCCAAGUCCUGGAGGGCAUCCUGCUUCAGGGACAGUGAUGGGCACAUGACUAACCCAAGGCUUCUUGCUCCAGAUCUUCAACCUGAUGAAGUUUGACAGCUACGCACGCUUCGUCAAGUCUCCACUGUAUCAGGCAUGUGCGAAGGCCGAAAGCCAAGGGCAGCCCUUGCCAGAGCUGAGGCCUCACUCUCGAAGUGGCAGCCCCCCAAGCGACCAUGGCAAGGUACAGGGCCUCCUCUUGAACAGGACUGCAUGGGAAAGUUAGGGGGUGGCCUUUCCCCACUUCACUCCCCUAACCUGCUCCAGCAUGCCAUGAGCUGAUGCGCUCUCUGGCUUCCCCCUAGAAAACGAAACUAAAAGCAGGGAAAUCGCUGCCACUAGGAAUGGAGGAAGGUGGCAACUUAGGCAGCAGGAGCCCUCGGAGAUCCUUUCGGAGAGGGGACCGGAGGGAGCGUCACUGGGGAGGUGAGUCCAAAGCCGAUAGUUGGGACACCACAAUUGUUCAGGUGUCUCUGGGUGGCAUCAGGGUGGUUAAUAAAGUGCCCGAUCACCAUGGAUCACAUAUCCUCCAAAAACCUGCUGAUUCUCUGUCCUAGAGGAAAGAAAUGGCAGUGAAGGGCCGUCCCACUGGCGUGAGUCUCAAGGCUCUUUGAAUUCCUCGGCUAGCCUGGACCUGGGCUUCCUCUCAUCUUACGCCACCAACAGUUCCCAGACUGAGGCAAGUGCUUCUGGGACUUAUUUAGCCUGGGGUUUGGGGGGCCAGGGCAGUGAAAACCGACCUGUGCUGCUGUUGCCUACCCCAUCCUGCUCGGGUCACGCUCCCUUCCUUGCGCUAGUAGGCGUUUUGCUGUUGCUUGAUGUUCUGCCACGGCUGCUGCACGCUCUGUCCCGCCCAGCCCCCACGCAAUCUGUAAUGGGCUAUGUGACUAUGCAGUGUGGAGGAGUUCUCAACAAUGUGCAGUUCAGCUCUGCAAAUGCUCCUGGAAAGAGCUGCUGAGGCAGCUCCCAGUAUUUUCCGCAGCUGCAGAACCCUGGAACUGUUGAAAAGAUGUUGCUUAAAGCCAUAGGGAGUCCCAGCUGGUGGGGAGGCAAUCCUCCCCUCCUGAAUACAACGACCAGUGAAAGGAGAACAGGGAGUGACAUUAUCCUUAGGGAGAAGCAUUGCUAGAAAACCCUGCAGGAACAGCAGGGUGCUGAAUAUUGCCUGAUCUGCAUAACAUGAAUGUAAACUACAGAGUACAGACCUGUUCCGAUGGAACCAGCUUUUGGGGAGCAAAAUGAUGAUUUUUAUUUACUUAUUGUUUAGUAUAUGCACAUGCAUGUACAGCGUACAGUGGUACCUCGGGUUAGGUACUUAAUUCGUUCCGGAGGUCCGUACUUAACCUGAAACUGUUCUUAACCUGAAACUGUUCUUAGCCCCUUUAGCUAAUGGGGCCUCCUGCUGCUGCCGCACCGCCGGAGCACGAUUUCUGUUCUCAUCCUGAAGCAAAGUUCUUAACCUGAAGCACUAUUUCUGGGUUAGCGGAGUCUGUAACCUGAAGCAUAUGUAACCUGAGGUACCACUGUACUUGUUUCUUGGACAGUGGAUCAGAUCAGAUUUUUCUUUCGCUUUGAUAGAUAUUACACAUAAAUGCCAACAGACCAGGCAUGAUUCAGCACAGUUCACCAGGUUCAGUGGUGCUUAUUUGCAGGCAAAUGUGGUUAGCGCUACAGGCUUAGUCUGCAAGAGCGACAUGUAUGCAAAGGUCUGUGCACUGUAUUCAUAGCACCAGUGCCAGAUCUGCAGAAAGGGGGAGCUGUUGGACAUGAAAGCAAGAGUUGCGGACUUUAGGCUGCCAAACUGACACAUCUUAGAACCAGAAUUUUUUUUACACUUUUCUAUACGGUACCCAGAAUGAGAAAUGUAGAUUGCAAGAGCAGAAUUCUAAAAUGUAUUACUUCAAACUGUAGGUAGUAGGGAAGGAUCAUAUAUUUAAAUUGCUCCCCUGUUGUAGUUCCUGCAUGUAGCAAAACUAGCAUAUCAAUAGGGAGACUAAGAAAUGGGUCCUCAAAUGCAUGUUUGGGUUAAAAGUCGUUCCUGAGUCUGAAAAGGUUGAAGAUACCUGCUAUAUAGAACCUCCAUGUUCAGGAGUAGUAGAUCUGACAAUACUUUUUGCUGGGAAGCAGCAAUGCAUUGCUGCUUGCAGGACUCUUUGUGUUUGUAUGUUAUGAGCUUGUCUGAACAAUUAGAUUGACCGUGGUGGGAAACAGGAUACCAGACAGACUUUGGGUCUUAUCUAGCAGAGUUCUUCUUCUGCUAAACAUUUUCGCAAGAUGCAAAAUAUGGUUUACUAAAUAGAGGAAAGUUUAAAAAUAAUUUUAAAAAUGGCACCCAUUCGAAAAGCAGAAGAAGGGCAUUAUACCCCACCACCCCCUGCCACUUGUGUACAUUCUAGUAUUCUAUCUCCUCAUUCUCUAUAAUCCAUGGUGCAGCAACUAUAUUAUGUUUUGCACACAGGUGAGGGAUAAAUGAUGUACAGUUAUGUAUGAAAAUUCUGGGUAUGGCUAUUAUCAUUGGUACAUUUGUCCAGAAGCCCCAAAACACCCACAGAUAAUAUUAUAUAUCAGACCUUAGAAAUCAUCUGGUGUCCACCCUGAGCUUUUAUCCUAGUAGCUGAGCCAGCCAAAGAGUGAUGCUGAAUGUGUUGAUUUCUCCUUCCUCCAGAACAACAGGCAGAGCCUGACUGGCUCAGAACCUGACAGUCAGAACCAGCCUGUCAAGUACUGUUGUAUUUACCUUCCCGAUGGGACUGCCUCUCUGGCCCCUGUGCGCUCUGGACUCUCCAUCCAGGACAUGCUGGCUGGGAUUUGCCAGCGCCGGGGCCUCCACCUGCCUGAUGUCAAGAUCUAUCUUGUGGGGAAUGAAAAGGUAGGCCCAGCCUAUGGGAGGAAAAGGAAAAUAACUUCUGGAGGAAUGCCACGGCAGAAAUUUUAAGAGGAAGGGAUGCUGUGUGUGUGUAUUUCCAGGUCAAAUAUAGACGGAGACAGCAGCUGUAACCUCUUUCAAAGGGCAAAAACUGUCCAGUUGGUGGACAAUGCAGUAGCUUCCCUUGUGAGCUGUGAGUUCAGAAGUCCUUGCCUGAAAUUUCACCGCAGGUACAAACCCACCUGAGGCAAACCAACAUUCUCUCAGUCUCAAAAGCCAUGCACAACAAUUGCCCAUUUUAUAGGGUUGUUGUAAGAAUUACUGAGAUAAUGAAUGUACAGUAUUGUCCCAUAAGAUCGGCUAGUUGAAGGCUCAGAAUACUAAUGAUGGAUAAGACACUGAAGAUGGAUUGCUAGAGGCACCAAUAUGAGUUACACACUACCAUCAUCACUUUUCAAGGGACACCCACUAUUCUUCAAGUAUCUCCUUGAACCAGCUAAUUUUACCCCACAUAGCUGACAAGGAAAGAACUCAUAAUGGAAUUACUUUAGGUUCACUGCAGGGUGAAUCUUUCUUUUGCCCAGGGGUUGGGCCUCUUCAUAGUUUCAAUUCCUCUGAAAUUCAAAUACCUUCAAUGUUGUUCUUUGCAAAGUGCUGCCAGAGACAAAUAUUUACCUACCUAUCCACAGGUAAGCCCCAGAGAUCCACCCUGAUUGUAUAUCAAGUAUUUCAGAAGGCAUAUUUGCAUUAGGCAAAUAAUAUCCAGCUUAUAGCUGAUUACAGCGUGUGUACAUAUACUUAUAGGUCAUUCCUAAUGAAAUAAUCUCAGAAAGCUUCCUGGUACAAAAGAAAAAGAAAAAGCAACCUAUGCAUGUCUACUCAGAUGUAAGUUCCACUGAGGUUCAAGGGACUUUCUCCCAGGUAACUGUGUACUGUAUAGGAUUUCAGAAGGCUGCAAUCCUAAACACACUUAUUAGGUGAUACAUCUCUCUGAAGUAGGUUCUCAGUAAACAUGCUUAGAACUAUAUUUAAUACAGUAGUCAGCAUUUAAACAGCAUUUCUUGAGCAUUCGAAGUGCUGCACAUGGGCUAUCUCGAUAACCUUUGCAAUAACCUUAUAAGGUACACAGACAAAGGACCGAGGCUGACAGAUUGUCAGUACUGGUAGGGGCAAGAUUUGAACAAAGGACCCCCUCUGUCCUCAAGCCAGAAUACUACACUAGUAACCUCUCCGUUUGCAGAGAGUUGUCACUACCACCCGAGUGCACAAAUAAUCAAAUAAAAAAUAUGAUUCCAAAAUACUCAAAACAAUUGAAAAAUAAACUUGAUCAAGAGAAAGGCAUCUUGAAAGAUUAGUAGGCAUUGUUGAGGCGUCAUGAGGAAUGUUAGAAAGCGCUGAUGUUGCAACAAGACAUGUGUUGCAACAUAUGGAAAAUAACAGUGGUGUUCAUGGAUUCAUGCUAGGAGGCGAUUCAUACCCGAUGAUAAGAAAUGUUAACAAGCAAACAAAUGUAAACUAGGAAAAAGCCCUUAAUCACUAGGAUUGUUUUGUCUCAUAAUACGUAUCAUGCAGGAUUAUUAAAGCUAUUUUCCCAGACUUGCAUCCUUGGUCUCAUUAGCUUUUAAACUCAUGCACACCUGUGGCCUUAUUUUCUAGUUUUACUUCAAAUAUGUAGUGCUUUUCUUCUGGGGGGAUGCAGGUGUAUGCAUGCUCCUAAACACUUUGUGAAUCUAAAUUUGGCCUCAUUGAGGGGCAGUAUUUCAAUAUGAGUGGAACAAUGAGAGUACACCUAAACAUUUUUUUUAGAAAAAAGCACUGCGUAUACCCAUAUAUAUACAACAACACAUCCAUGUUUUAAUUUUUGCUGUAUUAAUAUGUCUGCCUUUGCUUGGUUUUUCACAGAAGCCGCUGGCACUGAACCAGGAGAGCUUAGUCCUGGUGGAUCAGGAGGUGAAGCUGGAGACCAGGGUCAGCUUUGAGUGAGUGUAAUCGCUGUAGACCCCUCCUGCUCUGCAUUGGCCAUGUAUUCUGUAGCUAACAGGCAGAAACUUUGCUAAAUCCCUCUUGACAUGGAGCCAGGGCUGUCUGCCCCAGGGAUGGGGGCCCGUCUUUAUUUGUGAAACAUAGGCAAACCCAACACCUCUCUGUCUACUGCUGUUCAUGCCACUUUUAUCUCUAUGCUGCUUUUACAUACCACACACACACGCACACACACACAAACACUGCUCAGAGCAGCUUACAACAAGGAGAACAGCAAUACAUCACAAAAUCAACAACUGCAAGAACAAUGUCAUAGUUGUUGUUGUUGUUGUUUAGUCGUUUGUUUAGUCGUGUCCGACUCUUCGUGACCCCAUGGACCAGAGCAUGCCAGGCCCUCCUGUCUUCUACUGCCUCCCGCAGUUGGGUCAAACUCAUGCUGGUAGCUUUGAGAACACUGUCCAACCAUCUCGUCCUCUGUCGUCCCCUUAUCCUUGUGCCCUCAAUCUUUCCCAACAUCAGGGUCUUUUCCAGGGAGUCUUCUCUUUUCAUGAGGUGGCCAAAGUAUUGGCGCCUCAGCUUCAUGACCUGUCCUUCCAGUGAGCACUCAGGGCUGAUUUCCUUCAGAAUGGAUAGGUUUGAUCUUCUUGCAGUCCAUGGGACUCUCAAGAGUCUCCUCCAGCACCAUAAUUCAAAAGCAUCAAUUCUUCGGCGAUCAGCCUUCUUUAUGGUUCAGCUCUCACUUCCAUACAUCACUACUGGGAAAACCAUAGCUUUAACUAUAUGGACCUUUGUUGGCAAGGUGAUGUCUCUGCGUAGCAGCAAUAAUAAAACAGUAUGCAAAAUGCAACUUUUCAGUACAAUGAAUGCAGGAACAUGACACCUCCUGACAGGGGCAAGAACAACAAAGGAGUUUGCACAGUUUUAUCUUAGUCCUGGAUGCUCUGGCUACUGUGGCUAAAUCCACUACAAAAUAGCUAGGAAUCAGGUUGUGCCAACCAAAUGUCAAGGCCUCAGCUUCCCCAAUGGGUGUGCUGCCCCUUUGGUAUCCCCAAUUCAGGCAGCAUUAAGGCUUUCAAAGGCAGAGGGGGUGGGUUAGGUGGAAGCACACCCCCCCAUUAUCUUCUUCACACUCCCUUGAGUCUGCCAUACAGGUACUGGUGGCCAAGUGAGUAGGCCAUACGUGUUGCAAGCCCCAGUCUGCAAAACUAUUAGGAGAUAGCACCCUCCCCCCAUCUGUGUGAACCUUGCUGUAUCACCAUGAACAUAGGUCAGGGCUCACAACUCCAGAACAGACUCUGCCUCUCAGACCCUAAAUCACAAGGGGUUCACAACAUUAGGAUUUCAUUCAAGACAACCUGCUUGAAUAUUCUUCUCCCUGCCCACUUUGCUGUGAUUCAUAUAUGGGCACAGUAUUAGGAAACUACCAUCCUUCCUGCACUGCUUUCCUAUGUGCUCAGUUUCUGUGACUUUGCCCAUGGGCUUCGAAUGGGGGAAUCAGAACUGUACUCUUUGGUUUCCUACCAUUAGGCAUCAGGAAGUGAGGGUUAUCCUUCACCUGGGGUAGAUUACUGGGGUGCACAAGUUAUGCAAGGUGGCAGUGCCAGAUGCAGUAUACUGUGCCCAUUGGGUAUAUUUCUGAUGUUUCUUCUCCUUAUAGGCUAGAAAUCAUGCCCCUGAAUAAGACAGUGUGCAUUCUGGCGAAAUCUACUAAGCAGCUGCGGGAGGCUUUGCAGCCCAUCGUGGAGAAGUACGGCCUGGAUCUCACACGAGUCCUGCUUCGACGGGUAAGAACGGUCUUUGAGGAAGUGAAACAGGACACAGAAAUGAAGUCUGGGUGACUCCAGUCCAGUGGUGGGGGACCUGUGGCCUUCCAGAUGUUGUUGGAUUCAAAGACCCAUAAACCCCAGCCAGUAUGGUAAAUGGUUAAGGAGUAUGGAACUUGGAGUUUCCUCCCUGCAGUUUUCCUCUCUGUGGGGUUAUGCUGGGGUCUGUAGGGAUGGAAUUUCUAGUUACAUUUGGAUCUUAAGCUUUCCCCCAGUUUUUUUUUAGCACCCCUUGCUCAGCACAUAGUGAAACUAUGGAAAUUGCUACCAUAAGUUGUAGUGAUGGCCACCAACUUGGAUGGCUCUAAAAGAGCAGACAAGAUAAGAGCUUCCUGUGUCUACUAGUCGUUGAAUACCAAUUGCCUCUGAGUACCAUUACUAGGAGUUCCUCGUUGUUGUGUUGUUGCACUCACGUUCCACUUAUGGGUGCAACCUGAUUGGCAACUGGGAGAAUAGGAAGCUGGGCUAGAUGGGCUUAUGGUCUGAUCCAGCAGGGCUCUUUUACAUUCUUAUUAGGGACAAUGCUUUCCCCUUCUAGUUAAGCAGGAGCAAGUGAAGUGACAGGCCAGGAGAGACUGGUACCCAGACUAGAGUCCAUGGUAAUGUUCUGUUCCAGCUAAAUGCAGGCCAUUCAUAGGUCCAGCAGCUCUCCAGGCUAGAGAGGGAUCCCCCGUGUCUCAGACACCAUUAAUUCUUUUUGUGGGUUGGUGGGCUACAGCACAUGGCUAUUUCUGUUCAGCUUCUUUUUGGAAAGCUGCCCACUCUAGCAGCAUGUAUACAGUUCUGGUUCAUCCACCCUGACAUGAACUCCUUGCCUUGCUGUGUCUCUAACUCUGCUCUCCUGCUGCAGCCUGGUGAGGCCCAAGCUCUUAAUAUGGAAGAGAAAGUGACCACUGUGGCUUCUCAGAAGCUUGUGCUGGAGUCAGAUACAGGUAGGUGAAACUCAAAGGCACAUGUUGCGAAUAUCUUGACCUCCUCUUGACCUUGUUCACUUUUCAAUGGAUAGUUGGUAGAUGGCACUGUGCAGUACAGUAUUAGACAGGGAAGAAUGAAUACCAUGUGGAUCUAUGGGAGGGAGGGAGGCUGAUGCACAGGAUUGCCUUGUGUUUCCUGCCAGUGUUGAUGAGCAGACCGCUAAUUUUUGCACCUUCCACUCAAUGAGCCUGUUCAAUGUUGGUUGCAGAAUGGUGGUGAGGAAAUCAGCUCUCACUCACAGUGAACAGGCUAGAUGAAGAGCCAUUUGUCAUAAGCAGUGAGGCCACAGGCACAACCACAUGUCCCAGGGCAUUUAUGUGCUGUAGCACGGUGAUAUUUGUCAGGGGUGGGGGAUAAUACCAGAUUUCAUGCAGUGUCGCAUCCUGCUCCACAUUCGCUUUGAUCAACCACCUCUGUCUCGUAACUUUAUAGGUGGCCCACUAAAGUUGACGUUUUUUUCUGGCAGGGCUCCUUUCAUAGCUGUGUGAUAAGUGAAGAUUUUCUCCAGCAGGAAGCAGCAGGGAAGGGGAGAGUCCCCUGUUGAAUGGGCUCUCGUCAUACAGCUGCUGAAAACAUAGGAGUCGUGUCAGAAAAAGAGAAGGCAACAUUGCUACUUCCUCUCAUCUUGUACUCCAAACCCACAACUUCCCUAGUCCAUGACACAUUUGUAAACACAGCAUUUCCUUCUUUUUGCCAGUGUUCUUGCUAGCACAUGGAUCGACACUUGAAUCAUUUCAAGGACAGUCCAUUCAUGUUCUCUCAGCUCCCAGUUUAUAGGUUUCCAGCCUCUUCCAUGUUGUCUCUUCCAGGAAAUCCUGAUCCAUUCUCCAUCAUGUCUUAUUCUCAGCCUUCGUUCCAGCCAUUCUCCCAUUGUUGUCAGAGCUUAAGGUCUGACUCUUUGUUCUGCUGUCCCUCCAGGAUAUUUAAUAUCCAUGUGCUUUAUUGCAGAAGGGAAACCUCUUGGUGUGAGAAAUUCUGCAAUAAGCCCUUCUCGUGAGCUGAGUGAGGUGAGUCUUGGCCAUGGGUUGUAUUACCUUAGCUGGGGCAAUUACAUGACAGAAUGCUGCUCCAUUUUUAUUUUUAGAAACAAAGCCUUCCUGCAUGUAGAUCUCAGUGAGAAAAGUUUUGGCCUAGCAGUAUUCCUGAUAAUACUAGUUUUGUAUGUCCAGAGAUGUUUUUCUGCCCCCCAUCCCACCAGCCAUGCAUAUCACCUUGUUUUGGUUUUGCUAGGCUUAUGUCAUGGUGCUUAGGUAGGUACCGGGUUGGCAAUUUUUGGCUCUGGUUAUAAUCGUGCCUUCUCUCACUGUGGUUCCAGGAUGACAGCUCUGUAGAGACAGAAUCUGAAUCUGAUUCAUUCAGUGAGGGGUCCUGUUCCUACACUAAGCCUCCUAGGAGCAAACAGAAUAGACGCACGUAUGACUUGGAAGGUAAAUCUUCUCUGAUGUUACUUGUCAGAUAGAGAGGGGAGGUAAAUAAGAUGCUUAUUACUGACUAGGAAGCAAGCAAUGCAGUCCCAGGGAAUUAAAGGGUGCUAUGUCAGUCUGCAUACAUGUUGACAUGUUUAUUUCUGUAAAUGCAUUCAAUUUUCAACCUCACUACUUUGUUGUUGUUGUUGUUGUUAAUAAUAAUAAUAAUAAUAAUAAUAAUAAUAAUAAUAAUAAUAUAUUACUUAUACCCCACCCAUCAGGCUGGACCUCCCCAGCCAUUUUGGGCAGCUUCCAACAGGAUAUUAAAAACACAACAAAAAAAUCAAACAUUAAAAACUUCCCUAAACAGGGUUGCCUUCAGGUGUCUUCCAAAAGUCAGAUAGUUGUUUAUUUCCUUGACAUCUGGUGGGAGGGUGUUCCACAGGGUGGGCACCACUGCCGAGAAGGCCCUCUGCCUGGAUUAUUGGCCAUUUUUUAAAGAAAGGUUUAAAUGUGAAGAAGGCUGUUGAAUAGAAAGGUGACAGCUAGUAUAAUAAAUUAUUGUUAGGCCGCCAGAACUACAGCAAAUUCCUUCUCUCUCGCCUCUCAGGGCUCGUGGAUCUGCUGAACCGGGCACAGAGCUGCAGAGUCAAUGACCAGCGUGGCCUCCUGUCCAAAGAGGAUCUAGAACUACCUGACUUCCUUCAGCUGCCUGAACAAGAUGGUGUCUCCAGCAAGACCAGCUCCUCAUCCAGCCCAGCCCCUGAGAAAAAGUCCACAUCUGAGGCCCCCAGUGCUGAGGCAGCCACCGUCUCUCAGUGUCAGGCCCAGAAGAAGCAGUUGGUAUCUCAGGCUUCCCUUUCAAAGCCGCCUACGGGAACUCCAUCAUCAGCAGGUCCUGCUGGGAAACCUUCAGCCAUGUGACCUCCUCCAUGACCAGCCAUACUAGUCCCUUCCAGGAGGCCUAGUCAACCUCAUGUUCCUUGCAGUGAGGUCAGGUCCCUCCUGUUCAGUAUAUGUUGUGGUACCAUGUUCUGCCUCACAGAGACUCCUCCCCUCUCAUAGGAAUAUGGUCCGAGGCCUGGCUACAGCCUGCAGCCACCUCUAGGGACCCCCAGCCUGUCUUCCAGGAAUAGAAACGUGUCCUCCUAAUGUUCUGGCUGACUCUCCUCCCUUGGAACUGCCCAUGCUGGCUGGGCAGGAAAAUGCCAGUCUUGCUCACUUGCUGUACCAGACCGUCGUACGGUGUUGCUCUGUGUUGUGAAACAGCUGCCCAUGGCUGCCCCAGCAGCAACCGCAUCUCUGUGGCAGGUGGUGAUGACGCCUGUAUAUAGUUUGUAAUUUUCAGUCUUUGUAAAAUGUAAGAUAACACUGUUGCUUAA
Podarcis lilfordi (Lilford's wall lizard) is the source of this 18316-nucleotide messenger RNA. Lineage: Eukaryota; Metazoa; Chordata; Lepidosauria; Squamata; Lacertidae. The record is from the annotation of a GenBank genome assembly.